GACAAAACUAAGGGUGCAACAUGAAACUUAUUGGCCCAUGACCAAAGGUAGGGGUGCAGCAGAUGAAAAUUGGGGGUGCAUUUGGUAGGUGCUGGCCCAGGCCCUUUUUGCGUUUUUGUUUGUUUGCAGAAUUGGGAUGGGGGUAUAAACGAGAAUGAGAGGUGCAGUGAAGAAAAGCCAACCCAUCAGCCCGGCCCAAAGCCAACUCAUGGGGUUUCAACAACUUUUCCUCAUUCGCUUCAGAGACCCUACCUGCCUAAACCUAGGGUUCUCUUCAAAGAAAGCCAUGAAGGCUUGUCUCAACGCUGUGUGCCACCUUGACAACACCAAAAGUGUCGCCAAUGAAGCCGCGCCGCCAACCAGCCACUAACCGCGCCGCCCCCUCGAACCCGACGUCAGGCCCCACGACACUCUCUCCCCGACGCCGACGAGAUCUGCUGCUACUGGCGAGAGUAGUCGCUGCUGCCACUUGCAACCAAGGUCUCCACUGGUCACGGUUCCGAGCUCCAACAUUGGACGCUCUUCCCUAGCCAGUGCCAACGCAAGCCGCGAUGAUCGCCCCAGGUGUCGUUGCUAAUGACAGGCGGCACUUGUCCUUUCUUUCCUCAUCAUCGAUUCCACCCCUUUAAGACGCACCGCGAGACCUAAGAGAACCAUGCAAGCCCUACGACUCCGCACCAGCCUACCGCGCGGAGAGUGGCGGUGGUGGCGAAACAGAGAGAGAGCACGAGAAGGAGAGAGUCUGAAAUCCCUUAGCAGUUGGGUCUACACUAGAAUCGGAGAUGACGAUGAGAAAUGCCGCAAUCGACGUACUAAGAACGAGUGCCCAGGAAACGAUAAACACCAAUUUCCUUCUCAAACAUGGGCGAAGCUAAGAAAGUUAAUUCGUUAAGCUUGAACUCGCGUCGAGAGGAAGAAUUAUCUUUAUUCUUGUUACUGUUGUUCUCGUUAGUAGUGGUAGAGAUGGAGAUUAGGAAGUGAAUGAAUGGGCUCUUCUCUGUUUUGCUGUGAUUUUCUGUUUUUGUGAUGAGUGGAGCAAUGAUUUUUUUUUAUUGUGAAAAUUUGGUUCAGUGAUUGAAAUCAAUGGUAAGAAUGGUUAUGGCUUGAAUAUGAUUCGUGAAUAUGAGUCGUAUGUGAUGGAGGAAAUUGGUUCCAAAAAGGGUGACACUGUUGAGUUGAUAGGAAGUAAUAUGUUAGUGAGAGGUUGAUGAUGGAUGAUGGAAGAAUCGGUGGGAGAAUCUCCUUUUGCUAUGCCGAAGAAAACGAUUUCGGAGAGAGUGAUUUUGUUGAGAGAAUGGAGUGAUGGAAUGGAAGGUGAGAAAUGGUGAGGAAGAUGGCGUUGCAGCGGCAGCUUCUGUCGAGUACUUUAUCUGUGGUGCAAGUAAAGCAAAUGUCUUACAUGGAACUAUCUCAGAAAUUUUACGAUGCCUUCAAGCUGUGUGGGACUUCCCUCAAAUCCCCUCUCAUUGCUCGCAAACUUCAUGCCCAACUCAUACUCUCCGGCUUGGACGCUUCCCUUUUCUUACUCAACAAUCUACUGCACAUGUACUCCAGCUGCGCCAUGCUCGAUGAUGCUUUUCGCGUUUUUCGCCAGACCAGCCACCCCAACACUUUUACCUGGAACACCAUGCUUCAUGCUCUCGUUUAUUCCGCUCGGAUGCGCGAAGCAGAGAACUUGUUCGAUGAAAUGCCUGCAAGAAUGAGAGACUCUGUUUCUUGGACCACAAUGAUAUCUGGUUAUUGUCAGAACGGCCUCCCUGCUCACAGCAUCAAAACUUUUACGUCGAUGCUUCGGGAUUCUAAUCAUGAAAUUCAAAACUGUGACCCCUUUUCCUAUACUUGUACAAUGAAGGCUUGUGCUUGCCUUGCCUCCACUCAAUUGGCACUUCAGUUGCACGCCCAUGUAGUCAAGUUACAUUUGGGAGCCCACAAUUGCAUUCAUAACUCCCUGGUUGAUAUGUAUAUUAAGUGCGGAUUAAUCCGUUUGGCUGAGGCUGUUUUCCUUGACAUUGAAAGCCCUAGUUUGUUUUGUUGGAACAGUAUGAUUUAUGGAUAUUCGAAAUUAUAUGGACCCUUUGAAGCUCUCCGGGCGUUCAACCGAAUGCCUCAUCGUGACAAUGUUUCAUGGAACACGCUGAUAUCUGUGUUUUCUCAACACGGUCUUGGGGUCUGUUGUCUCAGUAUGUUUGUGGAGAUGUGCAGUGUGGGUUUUAGGCCCAAUUUCAUGACUUAUGGUAGUGUACUCAGUGCAUGUGCCAGCAUUUCUGAUCUAGAAUGGGGUGCCCAUUUGCAUGCUCGGAUUCUUCGAAUGGAACAUAGCCUGGAAUUAUUUUUGGGAAACGGUCUCAUAGACAUGUAUGCCAAAUGUGGACGCUUAGGACUAGCGAAACGUGUUUUUAAUGGUUUAGGGGAACGCAAUCAAGUUUCUUGGACUUGUUUGAUCGCAGGCGUGGCACAGUUUGAACUUGGCGAAGAUGCUUUGGCACUAUUUAACCAAAUGAGAUUGGAUUCUGUGGUGUUGGAUGAUUUCACUCUUGCCACAGUACUUAGGGUUUGUUCGGGUCAGAAUUAUGUUGCCUCUGGAAAACUACUUCAUGGAUAUUCAAUCAAAAGUGGGAUGGAGUCCUCUGUUCCUGUAGGGAACGCAAUCAUUACAAUGUAUGCAAAGUGUGGUGAUACUGAGAAAGCUAGCCUUGCAUUUAGAUUGAUGCCGCUUAGAGAUAUCAUCUCAUGGACAGCCAUGAUCAAUGCAUUCUCUCAAAACGGAGACAUUGACAGGGCACGCCAAUGUUUUGAAAUUAUGCCUGAGCGAAACGUCAUAACUUGGAAUUCCAUGUUAAGCACGUAUGUCCAACAUGGGUUUACAGAAGAAGGGAUAAAAUUAUAUGUUUUGAUGAUGAAAAACAAAGAAGUUAAACCGGAUUGGGUCACUUUUGCAACCUCUAUCCGGGCAUGUGCUGACUUGGCAAUUGUAAAACUUGGGACACAAGUCAUAUCUCAUGCCUUGAAGUUUGGGCUCAGUUCGGAUGUUUCUGUUGCAAAUAGUAUUGUCACUAUGUAUUCAAGAUGUGGGCAAAUCAAAGAAGCACAGCAAGUUUUUGACUCAAUACAUGUGAAAAGCCUGAUUUCCUGGAAUGCCAUGAUGGCAGCAUUUGCACAAAAUGGUUUAGGCAACAAAGUAAUUGAAACAUUUGAGGAUAUGUUGAGGACAGGGUGCAAACCUGACCAUAUAAGCUACGUUGCUGUUUUAUCUGGGUGCAGCCACAUAGGGCUUGUAGCUGAAGGGAAACAUUAUUAUGAUUCCAUGACUCAAGUGUUUGGCAUUUCUCCAACAAAUGAGCACUUUGCUUGUAUGGUAGAUCUGCUUGGUCGAGCAGGGUUACUAGACCAGGCCAAGAAUUUAAUAGAUGGAAUGCCUUUUAAUCCAAAUGCAACUGUUUGGAGUGCUCUACUAGGAGCAUGCCGAAUCCAUCAUGAUUCAAGACUAGCUGAAACAGCCGUGAAGAAGUUGAUGGAAUUAAAUGUUGAAGAUUCUGGAGGUUAUGUUCUUCUAGCAAAUAUAUACGCCGAGUCAGGGGAGUUAGAAAAUGUUGCUGAUAUGAGAAAGUUGAUGAAAGUGAAAGGAAUUAAAAAGAGUCCAGGUUGUAGCUGGAUUGAGGUUGAUAACAGGGUACAUGUGUUUACUGUAGAUUAUACCAGUCAUCCACAGAUAAAGGAGGUUUAUAUAAAACUGGAGGAGAUGAUGAAGAAAGUAGAAGAUACUGGAAGAUAUGUUAGCGUUGUCUCUUCUGCUCAUAGGAGUAAAAGGUAUCAUAGUGAAAAGCUUGCUUUUGCUUUUGGGUUGCUUAGUUUACCAUCUUGGAUGCCUAUACAUGUAAUGAAGAAUCUUCGUGUGUGCAACGAUUGUCACUUGGUAAUAAAGUUGUUGUCUUUGGUCACCUCAAGGGAGCUUAUAAUGAGAGAUCGAUAUCGAUUUCAUCAUUUCAAGGAUGGGUUUUGCUCCUGUGGAGACUAUUGGUAGUUGAGGUACACAUUAUUCUUUUCCAUACCUGCUAACCCUCCCAUUGCUUCUACUUAUACGCUUUUCCUUCUCAAAAUCUGGCAACCAUUCUUUGAAAAUAGUUUGUUCACUAUACCAAUAUUGUUAACCUUUUAUCUAAAUUAAAUAGCACUUUUGCACAUAACUGCUAGCAAUUUGACAGAACAUAAAUAUACAAAGUGCUUAACUUAUCCUGAUUGAGCGAAGAGGUAGUUAAUUCCAUAACUAUUUAACUUUCUUUCCUUAUUGUUGAA
Molecule: messenger RNA, 4293 nt
Organism: Vigna radiata var. radiata (mung bean)
Lineage: Eukaryota; Viridiplantae; Streptophyta; Magnoliopsida; Fabales; Fabaceae
Product: pentatricopeptide repeat-containing protein At2g13600
Exons: 2
Coding region: 1322-4021 (899 amino acids)
Biological process (GO): RNA modification
Molecular function (GO): protein binding; zinc ion binding; RNA binding
Source: RefSeq, a predicted model, not a curated record